Puccinia triticina is the source of this 243-nucleotide messenger RNA. RefSeq lists its product as uncharacterized. The transcript has a single exon. The record is from RefSeq and is a predicted model, not a curated record. The coding region runs from base 1 to 243 and encodes 80 amino acids. NCBI's taxonomy places the organism in Eukaryota, Fungi, Basidiomycota, Pucciniomycetes, Pucciniales, Pucciniaceae.
AUGUGUCUCAUCUUUGAUAAACAUAUUACUCUGGAGGCCCGGGAGCACAAGGUCAAUGGCAAGCGCGUCAGCCAGGAAUUGGUCAACCGCAUGGCUAAGGAACACAUCAAUGCAAUGAGACUCGGGCACGGCAAACAUCUCCACAUUCUCACUCUGCCUGCCGCAGUCAAAGUCAAAAAUUUGGCCUACUUUAUGAGCCAUUUAUUCCAAGCUCACCACGAAUCACAUCUGAGUGAUUUCUAG